Messenger RNA from Propithecus coquereli (Coquerel's sifaka), 849 nucleotides. It is a transcript of the gene TATDN1, whose product is annotated as TatD DNase domain containing 1. The coding region runs from base 36 to 764 and encodes 242 amino acids. Lineage: Eukaryota; Metazoa; Chordata; Mammalia; Primates; Indriidae. Gene Ontology annotation, molecular function: 3'-5'-DNA exonuclease activity. Gene Ontology annotation, cellular component: cytosol. The record is from RefSeq and is a predicted model, not a curated record. The transcript has 10 exons.
UCCGCUUCCGCCGGGGAGGUCCUACGGCAGCAGUCAUGACUCGCUUCAAGUUUAUUGAUAUUGGUAUCAACUUGACAGAUCCUAUGUUCAGAGGAAUUUAUAGGGAGGUUCAAAAGCAUCAAGAUGACUUACAAGAUGUAAUAGGGAGAGCUGUCCAGAUUGGUGUUAAAAAGUUUAUGAUUACAGGUGGAAAUCUACAAGACAGUAAAGACGCACUGCAUUUGGCACAAACAAAUGGAGAUUUUUUUGCUUCAUGCAGAUACUUUGAAAAACAGUUUGAAUUGUCAGAACAAACGAAAUUACCAAUGUUUCUUCAUUGUCGAAACUCACAUGCUGAAUUUUUGGACAUAAUGAAAAGAAAUAGAGAUCGGUUUGUAGGGGGAGUGGUGCAUUCAUUUGAUGGUACCAAGGAAGCAGCAGCUGCUUUGAUUGACUUGGAUCUUUACAUAGGGUUUAAUGGUUGCUCCCUGAAAACUGAGGAUAAUUUGGAAGUUUUGAAGUCAAUACCUAGUGAAAAAUUAAUGAUUGAGACAGACGCACCUUGGUGUGGAGUCAAAAGUACACAUGCUGGAUCAAAAUAUAUAAAAACUUCAUUUCCUACCAAAAAGAAGUGGGAAAAUGGGCACUGUUUAAAGGAUAGAAACGAGCCCUGCCAUAUAAUUCAAAUACUGGAGAUAAUGUCAGCAGUAAGAGAUGAGGAUCCACUGGAAUUAGCCAAUACACUAUAUAACAACACUAUUAAAGUAUUUUUUCCUGGUAUGUAAUCAGUAUGUGUCUUCUAUUUUCUAUCAUGUAUGUAAAAUUUCAUGAUAAAACUUUCUUAUAGCUUCAAUAAAGAAAUUCUCGGGA